Molecule: messenger RNA, 1379 nt
Organism: Nanorana parkeri
Lineage: Eukaryota; Metazoa; Chordata; Amphibia; Anura; Dicroglossidae
Gene: ALG8
Product: ALG8, alpha-1,3-glucosyltransferase
Exons: 12
Coding region: 15-1379 (454 amino acids)
Biological process (GO): protein N-linked glycosylation
Cellular component (GO): endoplasmic reticulum membrane
Molecular function (GO): dolichyl pyrophosphate Glc1Man9GlcNAc2 alpha-1,3-glucosyltransferase activity
Source: RefSeq, a predicted model, not a curated record
CCGGGUGUAGCAAGAUGGCGACCUCCGGAGGGGCAAACAUGGAUAGGGGAUCGGACGGAGGCUGGUUUGUCACCCUGGCUGUAGGGGUGACCCUGAUGAAAUGUCUUCUCAUACCGACAUAUCAUUCCACAGACUUUGAAGUCCACCGGAACUGGUUGGCCAUCACUCACAGUCUGCCCGUAUCUCGCUGGUACUAUGAGGCGACCUCUGAGUGGACGCUGGACUACCCUCCCUUUUUCGCCUGGUUUGAGUACGCCCUGUCGCAGGUCGCGCGGCUCUUCGACCCUGAAAUGCUGAAAGUGGAAAACCUCAAUUACGCCAGCCAGGAAACCAUCCUGUUCCAGAGAUUCUCCGUAAUCCUGACGGAUCUCCUCUUCAUCUACGCCGCCAAACAGUGCUGUCGGAGCUUGGACGGGAAGACGGAUCGCAGAGAUAUCCUGGAGCGACCGGCCUUCAUCCUCUCCGUCCUCUUGCUGUGGAAUUUCGGGUUACUCAUCGUGGAUCACAUCCACUUCCAGUACAAUGGUUUCCUCUCGGGUAUCAUGCUUCUCUCCGUUGCACGAUUAUUUCAGAAGAGACACCUGGAGAGCGCCUUCCUCUUUGCUGUGCUGCUGAACUUCAAGCACAUCUACCUGUACAUCGCCCCAGCCUAUGGCAUCUACCUGUUGAGGUCGUACUGCUUCACUGCCAAUAACGCAGACGGAUCUCUGAAAUGGAGAAGUUUCAGCAUUCUGCGACUCCUCUCCUUGGCUGUCAUUGUGCUGUUUGCCUUCGCGGUCUCGUUUGGACCUUUUGUGUACAUGGGUCAACUUCCUCAAGUCCUUUCUCGCCUUUUCCCCUUCAAGAGAGGUCUCUGUCAUGCCUACUGGGCUCCAAAUUUCUGGGCAUUGUACAAUGCAGCAGAUAAAGUGCUCUCCAUUGUCGGUGUCAAGAUGCAGCUGCUGGACCCGGCUGCCGUUCGGACCGGAUCAAUGACGGGCGGGUUGGUUCAGGAGUUUGAGCACAGCGUCCUUCCCUCUGUCACUCCGCUGGCCACUUUGCUCUGCACUCUUCUCUCCAUCCUGCCAUCAGUUCUCUCCCUGUGGAUGAGACCCCGGGGACCUCCCGGUUUCCUCCGCUGUCUGGUCCUGUGCGCCCUCGGGUCAUUUAUGUUUGGUUGGCAUGUACAUGAGAAAGCCAUCCUUCUAGCCAUACUUCCACUAAGCAUACUGGCGGUCAGCAGUGCAAAGGAUGCUGGGAUAUAUCUGAUUCUGGCCACCACUGGGCACGUCUCCCUCUUCCCCCUGCUCUUUACAGCACAAGAGCUUCCCAUCAAGAUCUUGCUCAUGGCAAUUUUCACAGUGUUCAGCAUCAGCUCAUUGAAGACACUGUUCAGGUAA